UAAAAAUAAGCAAAAAAACAAACAAAAGAAAACGCAGUGAAAUUAUUGAAGUGGUUAUAAAAAAUUAAACCUAAUGGAAAAGCCUAAAGAAUGCACUUUAUUUGGCCUUUUCCCUUCUUUUGUUAAUGUUUUAUCACCUGCUAUGUACUUGUAUAAUUUUGUUAUAAUUUGAGUUGUUGUUCCGGGAUUUAAAUCUUGUUAUUCAUCAAUUUUAAUUGGAGGGGGAAAAGGGAAAGGCUUUUAUUUAAUAAAAAUAAAAUUGUAGAAAGUGACGUAUUUCCGUUAGAAUAGUUAGCUUGAUACUGCCGUCGCUACUAAACAAACAUGGCUUGGCUACUUUUUCUAACAACGAACCUUUUGGAUACGUAGGGAAACUUAGAGGGAACUAUGCAGCUACGACUUGGGAACGUCAUGUGCAUGACACAACUGCAUAGAUGAAGAGCAGCUAUAAUUGUGUAGCUAGUUUGCUCGGGAAAGCUUUUUUGUGACCGUGUUUUGCACCAGUUAGCUCAAAAAGUGGCUAACUAACUUAAGCUAGCAAAAUGGACCUUGGAACGAUGUUGUACAAUAACUUAAAGGAUGUAACGUGGAGCACGACGUCUCUGCCGCUAGACCAGCUGGUCAGUGCGUACAAGUUGCCACAAAUUGUCAUGCUGGAUAACGCUCAGUUGGUUGAGGGCCUCAGAGAAAACGACUACCUCUUGAUUCAUUCCUGCCGUCAGUGGACAACUAUAACUGCUCACAGUCUAGAGGAGGGACAUUAUGUGAUUGGGCCUAAAAUAGAGAUCCCAGUUCAUUAUGAAGGCCAGUUCAAGUUGCUGGAACAGGACAGAGAUGUCAAGGAGCCCGUGCAAUACUUCAACAGUGUGGAGGAGGUGGCCAAAGCCUUCCCCGAAAGAGUGUACGUCAUGGAGGACAUCACGUUUAAUGUUAAGAUGGCUUCAGGGGAAUGCAAUGAAGAGACAGAAGUUUACAACAUUACGCUGAGCACCGGUGAUGAGCUCACAUUAAUGGGCCAGGCAGAGAUCCUCUACGCCAAAAGCUCCAAAGAAAAAUCACGACUAAACACUAUUUUUAAGAAGAUCGGGAAGCUUCACUCCAUCAGCAAGAUCGGCCGGGGCAAGAUGCCGUGCUUGAUCUGCAUGAACCAUCGCACAAACGAGAGCAUCAGUCUCCCGUUUCAGUGCAAAGGCAGGUUUAGCACCUGCAGCCCGCUGGAGCUUCAGAUGCAGGACGGCGAGCACACCAUCAGAAACAUCGUGGAAAAAACCAGACUCCCCGUCAAUGUCAUCGUGCCCAGCAGUCCACCCCGGAACCAGUAUGACCUUCACCUCGUCCGGGAGGGUCACCGCUAUAAGCUGGUCAACAUCCAGACAAAGACGGUGGUUGUGUGCUGCAUUCUGCGGAACAACAAAAUCAUUCCCUUCCAUUUUCCCUUUCAUAUGGCCAUGCCGAGGUUCAUCGUCCCAGAGGAGCUUUUGCAAGGGGAGCUGUGGCUGGAGACAAUGGUGCAUCGCUGGUUCUCCUUCUGCCAGGAGCAGUUUGACAUAGACGAUUACUCCCGGGCCGUCCGGGAUGUGCGGACAGACUGGAGCGACGACGUAAAAAGUCCCAACAAAGGCAGUGGGAAUGGCACCUGCUCCGGAAGCAGUGGAGGCAACGGCGGUUCCAACGGUUGCAGCAGCCACAUACAGAUCCCCAACUCCUUAACGUACGCCCGCGAUGAACUCACCCAGUCCUUUCAUCGACUGUCUGUGUGCGUUUACGGAAGCAACCUGCACGGAAACAGUGAAGUUAACCUGCAGGGAUGCAUGGCGCUAUGUGGAGAUUGGACUCUUCUGCCCUCUGACGGCCAGUACUCUGAAUCGGGAGAAAACGAGCACCUUUUCCCUGAGCUGCUGGAUAGCACGACCCAACAGCCGACCUUCAACAAGCUGGACGGUCCGUAUGAGGAGCUGUGGUUGGAUCACUUAAGAGGACAGACGCCUAAACCCUCCUCAAGUGAAGGAAUACGAGGUGUCAACAACGGCUGUCCUGUCGCAGCUCCACUGUCCUUCCCAGUCUCUUGUCCCGUCUGUCCUAUAGCCAGUUUAGAUGUGCCUCUUACUCCACCUCCUGUCCCACCCAAGUCUGAAGCCGUGAAGGAGGAGUGCCGUCUUCUGAAUGCUCCCCCGAUCCCCCCACGUAGCCUGAAGCAGCCGCCGCCGCCGCCCGCGACCAUCCUGUCCAAGCCGCGGCAGCAGGAAACCCGCUCUCCAAGUCCAACCCUCUCCUAUUAUUCUUCAGGUCUCCACAGCGUCGGGCAAAGUGAAGCUGAGGGGGCGGAUCCACAAGAGCAAAGCCUCGCCUGCUACCCGUGUAACUGGAGUAGAUCCAUGACGGAGCAGAGCGCCACGUCAACCGUCGGCAGUCUGCCGUCGGACGCGCCGUCGUCUCGUCUGUCUUGGCCGAACAACUUCAGCGGAGGAGAGUCCCACUGCCUGGAGGAGUUUCUCCCAGCCGACUGCAGGAGUUACUACAGCUACCCCAGGAAGAGAACCCCGAGCACCCCAAAGGUGUGUACCUCCAGCCUGGUGGACUUCCAGCGGCAGCCACGCAGCAGUAAGGACUCGCAGAAAGGCCUUCUGAGUCAGGCUCACACCAAAUCUUCCAGCUUCAGUUCAGAAGCGUACAGAGGCAAACCAAUAGAGGAAUCGAACAGCAAGCAGAGCCUCUCCUGCCCCAUCCUACCACCAAGGACGCCCAAACCCACCCCCACAGUGAAGUGUGCGGACUCACCCACAGAGUCGACGUGUGAUGCUAAGCUAGAAACCUCCUCACCGGUAAAAAACGAAGAGCUUGUCUCCAUCUCAGACUCAUUAGUCGGGAGCUGCCAGUCCUUUCCCCCCGCUGCUCAGUGGCAGCCUCCUUCCUCCUUGGCUGGCAUUUCCAUCGAGGAGGUGUCCAAAUGUCUGAGGUUCAUCGGCCUCCCAGACGAGGUGGUGGCUCUUUUUGGGUCCGAAAAGAUCGACGGGAACCUGCUCCUGCAGCUCACAGAGGAGAUCUUAGCGGAGGACUUCAAGCUAAGCAAACUGCAGGUGAAGAAACUGCUGCAGUUCAUCAACGGCUGGAGACCCAAGAUUUAAGGCCACGGCUCUGAAUAAUGUAAAGUAGAUACGCUAUGCACACCAGGCCACAAAAAAGCUCUUUUUGUUACUUUAUUUCGGGGGGUAACUUUUCAACAAAUGGAUUUGGCACUUUUAUGAAGACAUUUUUAAAUCCUCUGAGUACUUUCUGUUCAUUUUUUGUUUGAAUUGUCAGCCUUCAAGUGUUCCUGCCAUGAAACAAAGUCAACAAAUGUGUUCGAAUCUGCAAAGAUGCGAAGAACAAACUAUUGUUUUUUUUUGUUAAAGACCCACUCCGAUCAACUUUUGAUCGGUUUUCAAACUGUUUCCCAGCAGUCUUUUAACUAUGAGUGUUGUUUUUUUUAGCCCAAAUCUAAAAACCUGUGUUGUUUUCUACAGGACAUAGUUUCUGCAGAGCAGCAGAGCAGCGUUCAUUACUAAUUCCCCUCUAAGCUGAGAGCAAAAUGUUGACAUGGAGCAACCCCGCCCCUCUUCCCCUCCCUAUUGCUGACAGCUCUCUGUUCACAUGCUCUCCCCCGCUAGCUUACAGCCCCUCACACCCCCCAACCUAA
Messenger RNA from Oryzias latipes (Japanese medaka), 3676 nucleotides. RefSeq names its product GRB2 associated, regulator of MAPK1 (gene garem1). NCBI's taxonomy places the organism in Eukaryota, Metazoa, Chordata, Actinopteri, Beloniformes, Adrianichthyidae. Gene Ontology annotation, molecular function: proline-rich region binding. The record is from RefSeq and is a predicted model, not a curated record. Gene Ontology annotation, biological process: cellular response to epidermal growth factor stimulus; epidermal growth factor receptor signaling pathway.